Puccinia triticina is the source of this 642-nucleotide messenger RNA. RefSeq lists its product as uncharacterized. The record is from RefSeq and is a predicted model, not a curated record. The transcript is spliced from 7 exons. Bases 1 to 642 code for a protein of 213 amino acids. NCBI's taxonomy places the organism in Eukaryota, Fungi, Basidiomycota, Pucciniomycetes, Pucciniales, Pucciniaceae.
AUGUUACUAAGCAAGAUAACAUUGACUCUUCAGCUCUUGCAUUUCUACAAUGCUUUGACGCUUCCAGUUUCGCAGUCAAGCCAUCUCGUAAAAAGAAUGGAAGCGCAGGAGGGAGUUGCCCAGGGAGUCGUAAAAGUUUUGGACCAAGGCCAAGUAAGACCUGGAGGCAGGUCCAUGGUUGCCGAAUCUUCAUCUAGUCAUCCAUCACCUUCGUUGAAUUUAGAAGAAUCCAGCCGAGACAGUUACCACUCUCAAGAUGCAAUUGGACAGAACGGGGCUGGAUCCAGCAAGCAAACUGUCAUUAUAGAUAGGCCUGAGGAAGAAAAUGUUCAAUUCAGAGAUGCGAGAGAGGUAUCUGACCACCUUGGAGAGAAUGUGCCACCGGGACAUUCUUCUGAAUCGUCAUCCAGACCCGUAAUAGAAUCCGGAGGUCUACGACGAGCGGGCAUCAACAUUCUAUCUGUUUCCCUAGAAAACCGGAGAAUAAGAAUUGCGAGCAAGGCUGAGCGCUUCAAAAAGAGGAUUUCGGAUCAGAAGAAAAAGAUAGUCGCAUCUAUUGACGGCAAGGUGAACGAAAUUAGCGAAAGGAACAAGCAAAUUGAGGAAGAGCGUCUGAAAUUAAAAUUACCAUCAGCAGAAUGA